GAUGACAAUUCAUUAGUUUUAUAGUCAUUUGUAUACCAGUUUGUGUAGUUUAACACGUAUAUAUUAUAAUUAAUUCUUAGUUAAACAGAGGGUUUCGGGUUCAGCUGUAAAAAUACGAGUCAUGGGGAAUCUCAAAAGAGACCUGGAGCAGUUGAAAAGAUACAGAGAAACCAAUGAGCGUAAAAGUAGAGAAGUUGUUCAAAUUUGGGACGAUUCGAUUUCCUCAAACAUAUAUAAUCUAGGAAAAGAAAAACAUAUCGUUUUGGAACAGGUGUCUAUAGCAGCGGCAGAUUCUUUUAGACUUAACAUUGCACAAAGAUGCAUACAAGAGUUGUACAAGGACUUUCCUAAUAGUUCCAGAGUGCGAAUAUUAGAAUCGAUGGUUUAUGAAGCGGAUGAAAAUUAUCCCAAAGCACUUCAAAUAUUAAAUGAUAUUAUUAAACAAGACAACACGAAUAGUGCUGCUAAAAAGAGGAGAAUUGCUAUAUUCAAAGCUCUUGGAAGAUAUACAGAAGCUAUCAAAGAACUAACUGAAUAUUUGAAAACCUUUAUGGCUGACGUUGAGGCAUGGCAAGAAUUAAGUGAGUUGUACAUAAAUGAGCAUGAUUACAGCAAAGCUGCCUUUUGCGUGGAAGAAUUAAUUUUGCAUAAUCCACACAACCAUUUGUUACAUCAGAGGUAUGCUGACAUAAAAUAUACACAAGGUGGGUUAGAAAAUUUGGAAAUAGCUAAAUCUUACUAUUAUCAAGCUCUGAGGUUAAAUUCCAGGAAUAUUAGAGCUCUAUAUGGAAUAUAUUUGACAACAACUGCUUCGCUAAAUUCUCAGAAAAAUGUGUCACAGAAGAAGAAAGAUUCAACACAAAAGGUGAUUGAGUGGAGUCUAAAACAAAUAAGAAAGCGGUAUGCUGAUGAAAAUGAGGUGAAAGAGAUAGAAGAAUCCUUGGCGGCCCUAGAAGUUUAAGCAUUAAAAAAAUGUUUAGGAUAUUUUUUAGGUGUUGUUUUUUUAUGUUUAUGAGAGUAUUAUUUAUGUUGUACCAU
Messenger RNA from Anoplophora glabripennis (Asian longhorned beetle), 1038 nucleotides. RefSeq names its product ER membrane protein complex subunit 2-like. NCBI's taxonomy places the organism in Eukaryota, Metazoa, Arthropoda, Insecta, Coleoptera, Cerambycidae. Gene Ontology annotation, biological process: protein folding in endoplasmic reticulum. Bases 122 to 961 code for a protein of 279 amino acids. The transcript is spliced from 5 exons. Gene Ontology annotation, cellular component: EMC complex. The record is from RefSeq and is a predicted model, not a curated record. Gene Ontology annotation, molecular function: protein binding.